GAUGAUAGAGGUUGUCCGAUAGUAUGAAAGCAAACAUUUACUGAUUAAAACCAACCAUCAUUGAUCUCUGAAUUGGACAAUUCUCUCAUCAGGUUCCAUAUUAGCAAAGGGUUCGCGCAUAGUUUGUUAUUUUGUCAUGGUAGAAUGACAAUAAACUAAACGGCAUUGUUAUUGAAUCUACGCUGGAAAAUCUAAAUUCAAAGCAGGUGUAUUUUGACAACACACUCAGACUAUUCGAUGCCGCAUGGUGUGGAACGUUUUCUGUUAGAUACGCCCUCAAGCGUCAACUCACUUUCAACAUCUAAUCUUACAGCACCAUGGACAGAGGCUCCGUCCAGAAGCUAGUUGCUGAUAUACUGCGAUGCUAUCAGGACGAGCAACGGAAGACGCAGGAGGUGGUGGACGCUCUGAGGCACCUAGCAGAUGAACUGGAUGUCAAGCAACGAGACAUGAACAUCGCCAAGACUGCCUUCGCAUCCGGUGGGAUCGCAGCUACAGGCUUAACUGUAGCAGGAAUAGCAGCGGCCCCAUUCACUUUUGGAGCAUCCCUAGGGAUCACAAUAGCGGGCGUUGCUGUCGGUGUCUCCAGCGGUCUUGGUGGACUGGCGACGACCAUUGCUGACAAAAUCAUCAACAGCAAAACGAUGACAGAAGCUCAAGCCAAGAUUGAUGACUAUCAGAAAACUGUGACACACUUGGCCAGCCUCAUUGAGAGAAUGAAUUCCAAUAACAACCAUGAACUUCGCAAUAUGAUUACCGAAGAAAUCGACAGCCUGGAAGAAAGUGAGAGUCGGGUGACCCUGGAACUGAUCCUCAGUGGGCUGAAGACAGCAGCAGAGACAGGCGGAUCUGCUGCCAGGACAACAGCUGUUGCAGGGGCAGUCGCAGCUCGGGCCACGAUGGCAGUGGGGAAGACGAUGAUAGACGUGCUGUCGACGGGGGCCAAAGUCUUGAAGAUCGGAGGGGUUGUGCUGUCGGUGUUGACUGUGCCACUGGAUCUGCACACUCUGAUCUCCAACAGCAUAAAGAUCCAUAAGAAGACGCCGUCGCAAACUGCAGAGUUGAUCCGAAAUAUGGCAACACAUUUAGAGAAACUAAAUGCUAAAAUUCGCCGACAACGCCUGAUACAGAUAGUAGACAAAGUACCUGCUGACCUAACUGAACUUGCCAGGAAGUAUGAUACGUCCAACUACCUUCCUACAUUGCUCAAGCUGUUGUGUAUCUGUGUGCAGGUCUCCGCCAUUGUGUUCGUUAUAAUACUUCGACUGAUGUGUGUUUUCGUGGAUGUUUGGUUUUCAACUUCUGCCUUCUUGAAAUUAUUCACAGCAACUGUAGUUUUGUGUGGACUCGUCAAUCUUGUCUUAGAAACGUACUUGAUUAUUUCAGAUAACUCCAUUUGGAAUGAUGUGGAGUCGAAACUAGACAAAUUUGUGAAUUCAAUCAAGUAUGUCACCCGCAUGGAUGAAAAUGCGUCUCUUCGAGCUGAAGUGCGUUCUCUUCAUUGUACAAUUCAACACAAGAUCCAUGCUGGGGAGUAUAUGAAAUCCAGCAACAGUGAAUUUAUAUUGAUUGUGGUAACAUUGAUCCUAAAUGUCGCCCUGUUUCUGCAUUGCUGGCAUGAAGAGGCUACAGACACUGCAGUCUUGAAUUUAGAAGCAUCUGCCCACCCUCUGGCAGUCUACACCAAUAACCAUCCUCUGACAGUCUACACCAAUAACCAUCAUAUGGUUGGACUCGGUGGACUGAUGUUUGGUGUUCUCUCUUUACCAAUAUCACUGUUUCUCCUGCAAUCCUUGAGUUCAACAGUUCGUGGCCUUAAGAAAUCAAAAGUGGCUGAGGCUUUGAAGAAUCAUGGGGAGGAUUUCAGAUAUCGUUUUCACGAACUUCUCGUCGGAGAGGGAUGGUUGGAUCAUAGGUGAAAUCCUCCCAUAUGUACCAUGCUUGCCUAAACUAGACAUCAUAUCGAGUGUCACCCAUUUAACAGCUAGAUCACAUCGUCUGACUCUACACAGUGAGACGUUCUUUGUCCAGACAAACCUUCAGGUGAAAUCGUCUGGAUAAACAAAUCAUGAGUUUGUUGGGGACAUCCCCACCAGGAAUCAAGCUGUUUAAGAUGUGUCCCACAGACUGUUUCAUUGUGUAAUCCCCACCCCUUAAUGUUCAUCCUACUUCAAUCAUGUUCUCCUCAUUUGUUCCUGUUUUAUCCUACAAUGGAUUCUGCUGAUAGCAGAUAUUGGUAUUAUUAUGGAAUGGAUUAUGUCGCUUUUAUUUAAGAAAUAAACGAAGAAUGGGGGUUGUUCAUCGUACAAAAAAACAUUGCAGGGAGAAUAAACCAUGAGAUGCGAAGUUCCAAGUGGUUUAUUCUCACUGCAGUUUUUUUAAUUUAACGGUAAACAACGACCACGAUUCCUUUAUUUGUAUAUGAGAUAUUAACAUUAUGUACAUAACUAUUAUAAGUUUUGUCUUUCCCGCAUAUUCUUACAAUCCCCACGUCCAUUAUCUGUACCUUUUCUCCUUAUAGUGAUUGUCAUACCGCUGGUACUUCUUUGAUGUGAUCUUUUAGCCACUGCGUUUAUCUGUGCUGCCCAGUCCAAUUUACGACGUCAUUAGGUUGCGAGUGCAUGAUAAUGAUAAUGGGUUAUUCAGUGUAUACAGAUAACGCUGAAUAAUAACAUACAGCAGUCGGAUAUUACACUUAAUUUAUCUUUGUAACACACCGGUUUGUUUUGAGCUUUUUUAUAGCAUACUUAAAGGGGCACUGAUCUAAAGCAAUUCCCCGGGACUGGUUGUUGCCUUUGUUAUCGUUUAUUCGUGAGUACCCGUGAGUACCCGGAUGAUAUAGCAGAAAUCUAGACUAGUACUCGAACUGUGCUGCGCCAUUCGUAAGCGCAUUUUUGUCGCCUUUAUUGAUAGGGUAAGAGCGUAUUGUCAUAUUGAUCAACAAACUGAAAUACGGUUUAGUCUUGAAAAUAAUAACGACAUGUUGAUCUUUGCAAAGGUGAUGGUGACAAAAUUUUGAUAAGUCACUUGCUUGGUAUUGUGCGAUUUUCGUUUAGCACUAUUUUGAAAAUAUUUCACCUGUGCAUUGCUUAUUUGUGUAUAUUUUAUAGUCAAAAUGUGUAACAAUUUCACUUAGGCAAUUUAUUAAACGCCUAAAUAUUCAGUUAUUUUACAAACUGACUGAACAAUCUGUCCCGUUCUGUUAUUAUGAUCACGAAUUCCAAACAUUUUUAUACUUUACUUUCAUCACCCAGUGACUGAAAAUGAUAGGAUUAAAAGCAAUCGAAAUUCAAAGAACAUUUCUAUAGUUUUGGCUUCUUGUCCUACCAUAAUUAGUCUAUUGAUGUUUUAAGCCCAUUUGAACCUCUUAAUAAUUGUUAAACAAUCAGUUAAAUAAAUGGACAGAUGUUUCAGUCAAUUUGGAAGUUACUGAAAUAUUCAGACAUUUUAUAGAAUCACAUUUUCACAUUGACUGUAACAAAUACAAGCCUCCAAACGAAAAGGCUUGUGAAAACAGCGUCUGUCUCCCAUCGAAGAACUUCCCAACGAAAACGUUGAGGAGCAAGUAUGAUUCUAUUUAAUGCAAUGGCAAAUGAUUAAAAACAUAUGCAAAUAUCAUAAUUACAACCUACCAAUGUUAAAUGCAUAAAUUUAGGCAGCUACCUUGUUUGAGGAAUGUAUCCGUGAAUAUCCACAUUAAGGAACAAUAUACCAUACGUCUGGAACUGUACAAAUAACUUUAUUCGAUGUCACGUGUCUCUGUAACAAUCAAAUAUUUUAAUUAUAUAUAGCUUUUCGGGAUAUUAUAACCGGUGUUCGUUUCCCAACUGAUCACUUAGUUUGUUUGCAGUGUUUCAUAUAGAUGUCAAGUCUCAAAGGCCAGCUGAGACAGCCCACGUGACAACUAUUUUCAUAAUGUCCAUGGUUCUUAAAAAAACAUAGCGUUAGAUAACAAUGAACAAUCAAUAAACGUUUUAUCGGCUAAUCCUU
Messenger RNA from Haliotis rufescens (red abalone), 3990 nucleotides. RefSeq lists its product as uncharacterized. Gene Ontology annotation, biological process: lipid transport; lipoprotein metabolic process. The coding region runs from base 318 to 1919 and encodes 533 amino acids. Lineage: Eukaryota; Metazoa; Mollusca; Gastropoda; Lepetellida; Haliotidae. The transcript has 3 exons. The record is from RefSeq and is a predicted model, not a curated record. Gene Ontology annotation, molecular function: lipid binding. Gene Ontology annotation, cellular component: membrane; extracellular region.